Messenger RNA from Tarenaya hassleriana, 837 nucleotides. RefSeq lists its product as uncharacterized. The record is from RefSeq and is a predicted model, not a curated record. The transcript has a single exon. The coding region runs from base 43 to 414 and encodes 123 amino acids. NCBI's taxonomy places the organism in Eukaryota, Viridiplantae, Streptophyta, Magnoliopsida, Brassicales, Cleomaceae.
AUAACAUGACCUAUUAAAGAAGAAGAAGAAGAAGAAGAAGCCAUGGCGAGAUCAUACUACAACAAUCCAUCAUACAUAGACUAUAUAUCUGCCCCAAACCCUCAUCUACUCUUCUUCAUCGUUGUCGUCUCUUUUGUUUUCUCACUGUCAUGGUACUUGAACUACGAAUCAGUUCUCGAGGAGACGUUGAAUCAAGUAAAGCUCUUCCUGAUGCUGUCUCCUCUGAUUCUUCUCCUCCUCCUCCACUUUUUCUCCCGCGACCUCUCCUUCUUCGUUCCGCUGCCGGAGCCAGACUCCAUCCACCGUGCCGGUGGCUCGCCGUGGGGCGUCGCCCUCGUCCUCGUUGUCAUCUUCUUCAUGGUCUCUUACCAAUCUUAUUUUCAUGAGAGAUGGUUUCCCCUCGGCCGGGACUAAGUAGUUUAUUAUGAUUAUGUAUGUAUGUAUGUAUGUAUGUAUGUAUGUAUGUAUGUAUGUAUGUAUGUAUGUAUGUAUGUAUGUAUUGACUCUUGGGUUUAUUUUUCUAUUCAGUUUCGGUUUCUUUUCCCCAUCUUGAAAAUAUGAGCUGAAGUAGCUAUUUUUUUUUUAAAAGAAGUUUAUACAGGCUGUGUUUGAUCGGUCUAUACAUGUAUUUACGUAUGUAUGUAUGUAUAUUGACUCGGGUUUUUUUCCUUUUCUUUUCUUUAUAUUGGAAAUAUUGGAAGUGAGCUAAAAUAUAUAUGAAACAAAGUAAUUGUUGUGUUUUUCUUCUUCAAUUAAUGUAUAUGUGAAUGGGUAGGCAUAGUUGUACAUGACAAUGUGAUGGCAGUUGUUUAUGUCAAUGUAAUGUUUUUAUUUUUA